Messenger RNA from Symbiodinium natans, 2046 nucleotides. The record is from the annotation of a GenBank genome assembly. Lineage: Eukaryota; Dinophyceae; Suessiales; Symbiodiniaceae.
AUGGCCGCACUGGCUCGGAGUGUGCUGACAGUGGGCGAUGGCGACCUAUCGUUCUCACUGGCGCUCUGCCGGGCGUUUGCCUCCAAUGUGCAAGUGAUUGCAACGACUUGGCUGACGGAAGAGGAACUCGAAAACCGCUACCAUUCUGCAGCCAGGGUUCGAGAGGAAUUAUUGCGGUGCGGGGCAGUUGUCCUGCACCGUGUCGAUGCCUGCAAUCUUGCCGCUUCUCUUCCCAAAGAGCGCCCCAUGGCCGUCAUUUUCAACUUUCCACAUUUGGGUGACGUUGCCGGUGAUGGCCACGAACCUAGGAGUAUGCAUGUGCGACAGCAUCAAGCACUGUUGGCACAUUUCUUCCGAUCAGCGGCGGAUCUGACGGAGGGCGAGAUCCAUGUGACCCUGUGCGGCGAGCAGCCCAGCCUUUGGGCCCUGCACAAGCUGGCCGCUGCUUCUGGGCUGCGGGAGCUGAGGAGCUAUGCCCCAGCCGCGAUAGAUGACUUCACGAAGGGCGCGUUCUCAGGCUUUCGCAUGCAACCCCCAGAGCCUGCUUGGCAAUGUCGUCGGAGGUGGCGGAAUGGAUCCUUGGGUUUUGUCCACUGGGCUUGCCGCUACGGUUAUGAACACAGGCGCCAUGAGGGCGAACAGCAGAUGAACAUUAGCAACUGCACUACAUUCGUUUUCGGGAUGAAUCCGUGCGAAUCUGUCCCGGCCAUGUCAGCCACCCUCGCUUGCUCAACUGUAUGUGGCGUGUGCCACCAAGAGUUUGAUGAUGUUGAGUCGUUGGUCCAGCACAUGCAGGCACCUGCUCUACCCAUACGUGACACGAAUGCGCACAGCUGCCCCACAUGCGGCCGAGCCUUUGGUUCACAACGAGCCCUCGAACAACAUGCGCAGUCUUGUCAGAGGACGCCGACACCCCUGAAACAAGAAUGUGGUUACAGAGACAUGGCCCAUGUCCAUGAAGCAACUGACAAAUUGGUUCGCCUGGACAUAGCCAUCACUUCAGAGGCAGGGCUCAGGCUUUCACACCUGGCACGGCAGUUUGAGAAGCUGCGACGUUACUUGACAUCAAAGGCAGCCGUGAAGCGAGCUAUUGCGAGAGGUGAGCUCACUUUGAACAGCGAACACGUCGAGGAGACCCGCAUUCUGAAGGCCGGCGACAUCGUGACACUUUGCUUAGACCGAACACGGGAGGCAUUGGAUGCAACUACGGCGCGAGCACGGGAUGUCAAGAUGGUUGCGCCCAAGGCUAUGCCCAGGGCUGACUGGCAAGUUUCGCGCUCCACAUGCCCAGAAGGCGUGGCAGUGGUUUGGAAGCCAGCUGGCAUGAGAAGUCUGGGAAGCCAUGCCGGGACCCUCCAGUCCUCCCUACCACUGUUGCCAGAAGUGUCAGAAGUGGCACGGUUCAACCGACUGCUGCCCUUGAGCCGACUCGAGAUUGGCUGCUGUGGGUUAUCUCUAGUUGCGUUGACCGCAGAAAUGCACCAGCUACUAGCCGAAUGGCUGACUUUGGGCCGUGUGGUGCACACCUUCCGUGCAAUGCUGCAUGGGUCGCUUGGCGAAGCUGGGACAACACUUGCAUUGACAGCAGAAGGCGCGGACCAUGAAGAAGCAUCGAGCACGGAGGAGUGUCCUUCGGGAGCUCAGAAGCCUGCAGCCGCUGCAGCGAAGGCAGUCAGCAAGGUGGUUUGCUACGUGGUAGCUGAGCAAAAUGGCAUGAGCAUCGUGGACCUGCAGACUGUCGCCAGUUCCGGGCGGUGCUGUGGCUCUCUUUGCCAUCUGAUGCGACGGCAGGGAACUCCUGUGGUGGGUGACAGGCUUGCCCGGCGAGCUUCCUCAGGUGGGAUUCGUGGGAAGAGAAGUGGCAGAGGCAUUGGGGAGCUUGGAGGUGUCACGACGAGCAAGAGACGGCUGCAGAUCGAAUGCGUCGGUAUUGCGGCCUCCAAUGAGGAUGGCGGAGAAUUUCUUGAUGUACGAAUUUGCCGGCAGGGGCAUACACCUUCGAAUCAUGCCAGCUCAGAGUCAGAGGACGAACCUGAAAAAGUAUGA